Molecule: messenger RNA, 2995 nt
Organism: Cheilinus undulatus (humphead wrasse)
Lineage: Eukaryota; Metazoa; Chordata; Actinopteri; Labriformes; Labridae
Gene: ptdss1a
Product: phosphatidylserine synthase 1a
Exons: 13
Coding region: 194-1600 (468 amino acids)
Biological process (GO): phosphatidylserine biosynthetic process
Molecular function (GO): L-serine-phosphatidylethanolamine phosphatidyltransferase activity
Source: RefSeq, a predicted model, not a curated record
UCUAUAACAGCAUACCCCCUUUUUAACCCCCUGUGGCUCUCUGUUCAGGUGCCACCUCUGCCUUGCACGCUGCUAGCUAACUAUGUGACACUUAAUAUUUAUUUCCCCGUGUGUUGUAACUGUUUUGGUGGGGGUUGCUGCUGCCUGGAUCACUUUCUCAUGCUAAUGUGAGGAGCUGCUGCUGCGUCCAUCCAUGGCGUCCGUGUACAGCGGAUCUCAUACCUUGAGCAAGGAUGAUGUGAACUACAGGAUGCAUUUCCGAAUGAUAAACGAGCAGCAGGUUGAAGAUAUCACUAUAGAGUUUUUCUACAGGCCACACACGAUAACACUGCUGACAUGCACGGUGCUUAGUUUGAUGUAUUUCGCCUUUACGAGAGAUGAUGGAAAUCCUGACAGUAAUGUCUGGGUGGGCCUCAUCCUGGUCAUCUCCUUCUUCCUUGUCAUCAGUGUUUUAGCAUUUCCAAAUGGUCCAUUUACCAGACCACAUCCAGCAAUAUGGCGAAUAGUUUUUGGUCUGAGCGUCCUCUACUUCCUCUUCCUGGUUUUCAUUAUCUUCCUCAACUGGCAGCAAGUGAAGCAGCUAAUGUACUGGUUGGACCCAAACCUGCGUUAUGCCAAGAGAGAGGCAGACAUAAUGGAAUAUGCUGUGAACUGCCAUGUCAUCACCUGGGAAAGAAUCCUGAGCCAUUUUGACAUUUUUGCAUUCAGUCAUUUUUGGGGCUGGGGCAUGAAGGCCCUGCUUAUUCGAAGCUAUGGCCUCUGCUGGACCAUCAGUAUUACCUGGGAGCUUACUGAGCUGUUCUUCAUGCAUCUCCUGCCUAACUUUGCCGAGUGCUGGUGGGAUCAGGUGAUUCUGGACAUUCUGCUGUGCAACGGAGGAGGCAUCUGGCUCGGCAUGACGGUUUGCCGCUUUUUGGAGAUGAGGACCUACCACUGGGCGAGUAUAAAAGACAUCCACACCACCACAGGGAAGAUCAAGCGAGCCGUGCUACAGUUCACUCCUGCAAGCUGGACUUAUGUACGCUGGCUGGACCCGAAGUCUUCCCUGCAGCGAGUGAUGGGCGUGUAUCUGUUCAUGAUCAUCUGGCAGCUAACAGAGCUGAACACAUUCUUCCUAAAGCACAUUUUUGUCUUUCCUGCAAGCCAUGCACUCAGCUGGUGUCGUAUCCUGUUCAUUGGUAUCAUCACAGCUCCCACAGUCAGGCAGUAUUAUGCGUACCUAACAGACACGCAGUGUAAGAGAGUUGGGACUCAGUGCUGGGUGUUUGGGGCAAUAGCCUUCUUGGAGGCCCUGGCAUGUAUUAAGUUUGGACAAGACUUGUUCUCCAAAACACAGAUCCUCUAUGUGAUCCUCUGGCUGCUGUGUCUGGCCUUCAUUACAUUCCUGUGCCUCUAUGGAAUGGUGUGGUUCGCUGAAAAUUAUGGGCCGAGAGAAAAGAGCCUCUCAGAAUGUGAAGACAGUAAUUACACAGAAUCUGCUGACCAUGUGUCAGAGGGAUUUAAAGGAGAGAAAGAGGUUGAUGACGACAGCCCAACAACCAGACAUAGAGGGAGGAGCUUGGGAAAGACCAGUUCACUUAAUGGCCUGGACAGCCAGUAGGAGCUGGAGCUCAAGAUUGGAUGUUGACUCCUGAACUCACUCCAAGAAACCCAGUGUGAAGGAUCAUGUUAAAAAAGGGGCGAGGAUACAACCUCUUCCUGGUGUAAUUGAAGAAAGCCCCCACAUACAGUAGAGGGAGAUGAGACAGGAGGGAUGCAGGGCCAUGUAGUGUUUUAAGGAGUGCACAGAGGUUUGAACUACAAAGAUGCACACUUUAAUGUGUGCUGAAGUCGUAGAACAAUCCUAAAACCAUUCAUCACAGGUUUCUUAUGUGUGUGUGUGUUAAGAGUGUGUUAUUGUGUGCGUGAAGGAAAGAGGUGGUGAUUAAGACUGCUGAUUUCUAGAUGUGACUGCAUGAUCAAAGUAGCUGAUGAAGUCUAAUUUAGAAACAUUUAUCCUACGAUACAGUAUAUCUUUGAUCGUUAUUGUACAUUUGACUGGUUUCGGCCAGCCUUAACUCCAGUAUGUUGGUUCAACACAUUUCAAUAUUCAAAAGCCAUUAUGUAGAAUUUAUCACAUAAAAGAAUGCCUGCGUGUUCAUUGCACUGACAGGCUUUUAUUAGCAUCCGUCAUGAUUGUCUAUGUACAUCAUAGAUGUUCACACUUGUUUGGUGAGUUUGAAUGUGGGCAGGAUUUUAAUGCAAGAAAGCUUUAGCUGGGUAGGAUUGUUGACUGAAGAUUUAGUUUGACCUCAAACAGCAAAGCACACAGUUUAAGCACUUUUCAGAAUGUUUUCUUGCAAAUACUGUACAUUUUGUAAUGUUUGGGUGUUCUGUGAAUCAUUGUGACUUUGAAUGAUUUUACUCUCCUGUCCACCUGUGGCUGCUAUCAUAUUUUUUUUUAUAAUUAUUGUACUGAUAACUGAGGGCAUCUAUUCAAAUUCCUGCAUGUGUUGUGAAGAACCUGCGUGGUGUGCAGGAGGCUUUUUUUGCAUUUGCAUGGCUGUGUCAAAUCAAAUCAAGUGUUUUGUAGAAAAAUGUUACAAGAGUAUAUUACAUCACUCACCAGGAUGCCAGUAUUGUCAUUUUUAUGUCUUUCACUGUCGUAACAUUUUAUUUUACCCCUUGUGCCUGUUUGCAUAUUCUUUUUUUUAAUCCCCAACUUUUCUUUUUUUUUUUUUUUUUUUUUACUUGAGUUUGAUCUUUAGAUGUUUGCUUUUUCUGUGCUUUUGAGUGCUGUAUUGAAGAUUUAUUUUCAUUGCUCUGUCAGCAUCAUCUCAGUGCAGAUAUAUCCCCAGUAAUCCUUGACAAUCCAGACGUUGAACUCUGUUGAAUGGACCAGUCUCCAGUGCUCCAGUAGACACUAUAAAUGGUACAUUGUCUCUGGGUGUAGAUGUCAUUUGCCAAAAAGCAUUCUGUUGAAAUUAACCUGUGCUGUUCUUUUUCACUGUGAAAU